GAGUGGUUAGAGGUGAAAGGUGAACCGCAUGGGUUUGGAUAAAGAAGCGGACUGCAAAACAGUAAAACAAACUAGCUUUUGUUCACGUUCUGUCGUUGCAUUUAGAGUUGAUGUGAGGACAGAUCGUUCCGUUAUACAUCUAAUGCACAUUUGAGAUAGCGAGAUUCCUUAUUUCACGGUUUUUUAUCGUCUAAAAUGGUAACUUUAGUUACUUUACUCUUAGAAAAGUGAGACGGCUAGGCUAACAGUUUUCGCGGGAGCGUAGUACAGUAAUUCUGAAUGACAUCUGAUCACACCGUCUAAUGAGCAUCGCACCGCGCGCUGGCAUCUCUGUUUUACUUGACAAAAAUUAGUUUAUAUAAAACAAAUUUCAUCGUAGAGUCCUAUCUCUUUUAAGUGUGUAGUCGGUGAGAUGGCUGAGAGACCGGAGGACCUCAAUCUUCCCAAUGCUGUCAUAACGCGGAUUAUCAAAGAGGCAUUGCCAGAGGGAGUAAACGUGUCUAAGGAGGCAAGAAGAGCGAUAUCUCAGGCAGCCAGUGUUUUCGUUCUCUAUGCAACAUCUUGUGCUAACAGUUUUGCUAUGAAGUCAAAAAGGAAGACACUCAGUGCUGGAGAUGUGAUGGCAGCUAUGGAAGAGAUGGAGUUUGAGCGUUUCUUACAACCCUUGCGAGCAGCACUUGAGGCUUACAAGAAAGGUCAGAAAGGGAAGAAGGAAGCAUCGGAGCAGAAACGCAAGGACAAGGAAAAGAAGAAUGACACAGAUGAGAAUGACAAAAGUAGAGAUGAAGAGGAAGAUGAUCACAUGGAUGAUGAUCAGGAUGGGGAGAAUGAAGGAGAGGAAGAGGAUGUUGAGAACUGAGGCGCUGUAGGAUUGUUUCAUUCAUUUGCUCAAUUCGUCCUGGUUUCUAUAAUACAUGGCAAAGAAUAGUAGUUUCCACAUUAAUAUUGGGAAAGGAUAAGGUGGUGACUUUGUCUGGACAUAAAGCCUAUAUUACUGAAUACUGUUUCACAUUUCUUGAAUAGAUUUAAAUUGAUCAGCUGUAUGAUUAACAUUGCAUAAUUUCUGCAGAUAGCAAGUAAAGUCUCACAACAGGUAUUGCACAAUCUUCUUAAAUCCCAUUUUGAGGCAUCUAACAGCGAUGUCAAUAAGUUUGUAUAAAACACUUUACUGAAAUAAGCUGCUUUGAUCCAGGAAGAGGAAAAAUGUGUUUACGGUUUAAUUAGCAAUAAAAGCUUUUUCAUAAAGAGGUUUUAAGAGUCUCAGUGAAACAUUCUGUAAACCUCUUAAUUCAGGGAUUGAGGAAGAAAAAAAUAAAAUACCAUGGCAAAGGUUGUCAUCAAGUCAACAGCCGUAAGUGACAUGCCUGAGCUUGUGUUGUACAUUGUUAUUAUAUACACAUUUGUAUUCGAGACUUGUGUCGUUUUGGAAUAUUGAAUACAUGUACCCUUUUUUCAAAAUAAAGUCUUCCAAUUAAAUUG
Messenger RNA from Myxocyprinus asiaticus (Chinese sucker), 1479 nucleotides. RefSeq names its product polymerase (DNA directed), epsilon 3 (p17 subunit) (gene pole3). Gene Ontology annotation, molecular function: protein heterodimerization activity; chromatin DNA binding. The coding region runs from base 413 to 859 and encodes 148 amino acids. The record is from RefSeq and is a predicted model, not a curated record. The transcript has 4 exons. Lineage: Eukaryota; Metazoa; Chordata; Actinopteri; Cypriniformes; Catostomidae. Gene Ontology annotation, cellular component: CHRAC; epsilon DNA polymerase complex. Gene Ontology annotation, biological process: leading strand elongation; heterochromatin formation; DNA damage response.